UUAGCCGGGCUGCCAGACUGCGAAUAUCGGUUUGACAUUCCCAAGUCUUGGUCACACCACAACAUAGACUUAUCGAUAGCAUCACACAGCUAUCGAGCGCUCUGAAUAAAAUACUGUGCAAGUUUUCGCGCGAAUGGACCGAGAUAACCAACCUGUCGACCAGGAGGACGGUGAUGGCCCCGGUCCAAUGCGCUCUUUACACCCCCGCCCAGGCGAGUUCUUUCCUAUGGACAUGUUCUUGGGCGAAGGACCCAUUUGCAAUGUAGAACUACGUAUACCAGGAGACCGAAAGAAGAUGGUGAUAGACGCCAUGAAGGGCAACCCGCUGUUGCCCUAUCUACACCGGUCCGAUGCUAGUUGGUUAGAGCUGUUUUCCCGCCUUGGCCGAGCCAGCUCGGAUUACUGGUGGAGGUGGCUCAUUCGCUGGAGAUCCGCUGCCCGGGGAAAGCUGAGAAGCGGUCAGCCGAUGACCAGCUUGGACAAAAAGCUGCUUCAGUAUUGGGAGGGCACCGAAUGCACCGAAAAAACAGUCUAGGUGCCCUAUGUACAAUAGAAUGUAAAAU
This is a messenger RNA of Drosophila suzukii, 563 nucleotides long. RefSeq lists its product as uncharacterized. The record is from RefSeq and is a predicted model, not a curated record. NCBI's taxonomy places the organism in Eukaryota, Metazoa, Arthropoda, Insecta, Diptera, Drosophilidae.